GCCGCAGAAAGAGGCUGAGCAUGGAGCUGUCCCCUCGCAGCCCUCCCGAGAUGCUGGAGUCGGAUUGCCCGUCACCCCUGGAGCUGAAGUCAGCCCCCAGCAAGAAGAUGUGGAUCAAGCUUCGGUCGCUGCUCCGCUACAUGGUGAAGCAGUUGGAGAACGGGGAGGUCAACAUUGAGGAGCUGAAGAAAAACCUGGAGUACACAGCUUCCCUGCUGGAGGCCGUCUACAUAGACGAGACGCGGCAAAUCUUGGACACAGAGGAUGAGCUUCAGGAGCUGCGGUCCGACGCUGUGCCUUCGGAGGUGCGGGACUGGCUGGCCUCCACCUUCACGCAGCAGACCCGAGCCAAAGGCCGCCGAGCGGAGGAGAAGCCCAAGUUCCGCAGCAUCGUGCACGCCGUGCAGGCGGGGAUCUUCGUGGAGCGGAUGUUCCGGAGAUCGUACACCUCUGUGGGCCCCUCCUACUCCACUGCGGUCCUCAACUGUCUCAAGAACCUGGACCUCUGGUGCUUUGAUGUCUUUUCCUUGAACCGGGCAGCCGAUGACCACGCUCUGAGGACCAUUGCAUUUGAGCUGCUGACUCGGCAUAACCUCAUCAGCCGCUUUAAGAUUCCCACUGUGUUUUUGAUGACUUUCCUGGAUGCUUUGGAGACAGGCUAUGGGAAAUACAAGAACCCUUACCACAACCAGAUCCACGCAGCUGACGUUACUCAGACAGUCCACUGCUUCUUGCUUCGCACAGGGAUGGUGCACUGCCUGUCAGAGAUUGAAGUCUUGGCCAUCAUCUUUGCAGCAGCCAUCCAUGACUAUGAGCACACAGGCACUACCAACAGCUUCCACAUCCAGACUAAGUCAGAAUGUGCCAUCCUGUACAAUGACCGCUCAGUGCUGGAGAAUCACCACAUCAGCUCUGUUUUCCGAAUGAUGCAGGACGAUGAGAUGAACAUUUUCAUCAACCUCACCAAGGAUGAGUUUGUAGAGCUGCGGGCCCUGGUCAUCGAGAUGGUCUUGGCCACAGACAUGUCUUGCCAUUUCCAGCAAGUGAAGUCCAUGAAGACAGCCUUGCAGCAGCUGGAGAGGAUUGACAAGUCCAAGGCCCUGUCUCUACUGCUCCAUGCUGCAGACAUCAGCCAUCCAACCAAGCAGUGGUCAGUUCACAGCCGCUGGACCAAGGCUCUCAUGGAAGAAUUCUUCCGCCAGGGUGACAAGGAGGCAGAGCUGGGGCUGCCCUUCUCUCCGCUGUGUGAUCGCACUUCCACUCUCGUGGCACAGUCCCAGAUUGGUUUCAUCGACUUCAUUGUGGAGCCCACAUUCUCUGUGCUGACCGACGUGGCUGAGAAGAGUGUCCAGCCCCUGGUGGAUGAGGACUCCAAGUCUAAAAACCAGCCCAGCUUUCAGUGGCGCCAGCCUUCUCUGGAUGUGGAAGUAGGAGACCCUAACCCUGAUGUGAUCAGCUUCCGCUCCACCUGGACCAAAUACAUUCAGGAGAACAAGCAGAAAUGGAAGGAACAGGCAGCAAGUGGCAUCACCAACCAGAUGUCCAUUGAUGAGCUGUCCCCCUGUGAGGAGGAGGCCCCGCCCUCCCCUGCCCAAGAUGAACACAACCAGAAUGGGAAUCUGGACUAGCCUGGGGCUGGCCCAGGUCCUCAUUGAGUCCCAGUGUUAGAUGUCAUCAGCACCAUCCAUCGGGACUAGCUCCCCCAUCUGCUCCAAGGGAGCAUGGAGGUCGAGGAAGAGACAACCCACCCGAAGGCCAAAUGCCGGAGAUGGUGGGGUUGGGCAAGGGCCCCUCCCCACCCGACACCCAUUGGGCCAUACUUUAAUCUCCCGGCAGCAAGACUGGGGAACUUCAGGCUCCCAACGGUCCCUGUGCCCAUCCCCCUUCCUCUGGACUCCCCCCGUGGCCAGAUGGAUGUCUGGGAAAGGGGAGCUUCCUGCAGGCUUCCCAGGGCUUGGGGGGAGGGUCAGAGAUGCCAGCCCCCUUGACCCUCCCCCGUCCUUUUUGCCUCCAAGUUUCUAAGCAAUACAUUUUGGGGGUUCCCUCAGCCCCCCACCCCAGAUCUUAGCUGGAAGGUCUGGGUCCCCUUUUCCUCCCCUGGGAGGGGCUGGAAUAGGAUAGAAAGCUGGGGGUUUCAGAGCCCUAUGCAUGGGGAGGGGAGUGGGCUCCUUCAGGGCAUGGUAUCUUUUUA
Eptesicus fuscus (big brown bat) is the source of this 2191-nucleotide messenger RNA. It is a transcript of the gene PDE1B, whose product is annotated as phosphodiesterase 1B. The coding region runs from base 21 to 1628 and encodes 535 amino acids. The transcript has 16 exons. Gene Ontology annotation, molecular function: 3',5'-cyclic-nucleotide phosphodiesterase activity. Gene Ontology annotation, biological process: signal transduction. The record is from RefSeq and is a predicted model, not a curated record. Lineage: Eukaryota; Metazoa; Chordata; Mammalia; Chiroptera; Vespertilionidae.